Cyprinodon variegatus (sheepshead minnow) is the source of this 2585-nucleotide messenger RNA. RefSeq lists its product as uncharacterized. The transcript is spliced from 3 exons. The record is from RefSeq and is a predicted model, not a curated record. NCBI's taxonomy places the organism in Eukaryota, Metazoa, Chordata, Actinopteri, Cyprinodontiformes, Cyprinodontidae. The coding region runs from base 497 to 2119 and encodes 540 amino acids.
AGCUCACUGCUUGAUUUAGGAGCAGUUCAGAUAAAAGCCAUGUCUUUUUCUGACUCACUGGAAUGUGCACGGCUGUGUUGCACAAAUGUAUUUUUUUGGGAAUGCAGUCUUGCAGGUAAUUAAUAGGUGUGGGCUCAGGUUAUGUGCCACACUGCAAUGGGAGGUAAAGGUGUAGCUGCAGAGGGAGCGGUGAGGAGCACAAACAGCCAGAGGGUGGAACUGACAGAGGGGGGCGAGGCUGUCACUGGAAAGGGAAAUGAAGGAGUAAGCAAGAUUGUUCCUGCAAAAACUGAUUCACUUUCACGGCUGGAAGGAGAGGAAGGCAGGCAUGGUUGGAGUUAAACCAGAGAAAGAAGCUAGGAAUCGGUGAGGGGGCAAACAGCAAGCCCAUCAGCAGCCAUUAUUUAUCUUCAUCUGUACGCCGAGACCACUGGAUAAUUUAUAAGCCUCCCCUCACUGUGUUUGAGAGGAGGGAAGAUUAGCUGAGCUCACCACCAUGCUGAGUCCUGCUGCUCUCAGUGCAGCAGCUGCUGCUGCUGUCUGCCUGCUGGCACUUCUGGGCCCAGGCCUGUCUCUUCCAGCUGAGCAGGACUCCGAGCCAGGCCUCACCCUCUGCGACGGCUCCUUCUACAGACAGACGCCUCCUCGGGGAGCCUCAGCUGAGCUGCCCCUGCACCGCCACUGCCACAGGCUGCCCGGGGGACAGGCGUUUGCCACUCUGUCCAGGCCGACCUGUGACACCACUGUCUGCUCUGCCUUUCAUCUAAGCCAUGGAUGGACAGGGAGAGAGGAGGAGCGUGAGGGGGAGACUGUGACAGAAGAAGAUGGUGCCAAAGCCACAGUUCCAGCUCUUCUCAAGGGAGGAGCAGAUCAGUCUGAUCCAAGCUCACCCAUAAACUCCCCUUUUCAACAGUGGGACUCAGCAGUGGCAGCAGUCAUCCAGUCUUGCAUCAUCCCCAAGUGUGCCGCUCUAGGAGGGGGCCUCUACAUCCUGACAGGAGCAGGACGACUCGGGGCAGCUGAGGAUGGAGAUGAAGACUGUCAGGCCAAACUGCUGUGGUCUGCAGUGUGCUGCUCUCCUCCAGAGGGGAAAGGCAGCUUCAGUGUAGGGUUAAUCAAAGAGACAGAGGAGGGAGAGUGGCAAGUGAGCAUGAAGGAGCUGGAGGAUAUGUUAGGGGUGGCAGAGAUAUUCUCUGGAGGCUGUGGGGGAGACAACAGGGAGACGGCUGCAGCCAUAGUGGGGCUUCCCAGUUACCAGCCUCAUGCAAACGCUGCAAAAGCUGAGGCAGAUGCAACGAAUGUGAUAUCAGAAACUAUUGACCCACAUGCAAAGGAAGACAUAAAGGAGGGCAGCAAAGUGCCUGAAGAAAGGUCUGCGGUUGAUGCUAAAUCACAGAAUGCUGAUGUUUCUGACCUUUCAGACGAAACCGUAACAGAAUCCCUACUUUCUGUGAGUAACAGCGAGCAGUCAUAUAGCGAACCUGUUACUGAAGAGGACUCAAACUCCUCCAGCACUUUGGUCUAUCUCCUGUCCACCACCUUGUCCAUCAUCAAGGCCCCUCUGCACCCCGUCUUCUCCACCAUCACAGAGUUUCCUGCACAGGUAACUUAUGUUCUUCAGGAAGAUCUGGGAAUUCUCUCCGCGCUGCCUGGUGACACCCUCACUCUGUUCCACCUCCUCAUCUCUGACCUUCUGUCCUGGAUGGGAUCAGCUGCAGAUAUGCUGCUCGGUAUUGGGGGGACCUGCUUCUCCAGUGUUUAUUUCUGCACCUCCUCAAUGGCAGAGGCCCUGCUGAUCAGCUGCCAUACUGGGUUAACAGGAAUGGGAACCCUGGCUGCAGACACAGUGGGCAUUUUUGGAGGCGCGCUGGAUAAUAGUUGGUGGGUGACCAAAUUUUUUGGAGGGAGGCUGUGGGAGCAGACUGAGGGCUAUGUGGGUACUGUGGUGUCUGAAAUGCAGGGUCAAGCUCAGGCUGUAGGUGGGGGUCUGGGCAGGCUGGCCUGUAGAAGUGGGAGUGGAGUGGGCAAUGUGUUCAGGGUGGGAGGGAACUUUAUAAUAGGGAUGUUGGAUGUGAUUUUAGGUGGAGUAAAGGAGGCGUUUGGGCAAGAAUCAGAGUAAAGGAUAAAAGGAUUAAAGCCAUAAAUAAAGUGUCUUUAUUCUGUUUUUGUUUAGAUUUUUCUAAUGCACCAUGGUUAAAAAACAACAAAAAAAAACACUGAUGUCAUUUGAUAUGCCUUGCAGUUUUUUUUUUUUUUUUAAUUUUUUUAGGUUUUUUUCUUCUAAAUAAAUGUAACAAAUUUUAAAUGUUGCACAUUGUUGAUCACUGUGGAAAAGCUGGCUGUCCAAAUAUCUUGCUGCACCUUCAGGUCUGAUUAAGAAAAACACACUGUUUUCACUGUGCUUUGGGAUGGAAAUGCUCAACUCCUGUGUUUGGUUUUAGCACCUGUACAGCUGAAUAAAGGAGAAUGCUUGCUUUCAAGACUUAACAUUUGCUUUUUAUUUUUUUCAAUUUUGUAUUUGUACAAGGGGAGUGUUGGACUUGUGGGUUAUAGCAGUGAGCUUGUGCUCUGAGAAGGUUGCAAGU